Molecule: messenger RNA, 1293 nt
Organism: Brassica napus (rape)
Lineage: Eukaryota; Viridiplantae; Streptophyta; Magnoliopsida; Brassicales; Brassicaceae
Product: plastocyanin major isoform, chloroplastic
Exons: 1
Coding region: 492-1121 (209 amino acids)
Cellular component (GO): chloroplast thylakoid lumen
Molecular function (GO): copper ion binding
Source: RefSeq, a predicted model, not a curated record
GUAAUUGGCUUCCGAUAAAAGAAGGACGCUACAGAACAACGAGUACAACAGCAUUGACCGUGAAACCGACUAAUGAAGUAAAGUUCUAUGAGAGGUAUUUGGAGAAUGGCGAAUGGAGAGACCAUGAAGUAUCUUUCAACAUCGUCUAGUUUUCAACCAACAUUGCUCAGCAUCUAUCUGAAUAUUAUUAUCUCUAGAUUCUCUACUAUCGUUGUCCGUUGAUGAUGUAGUUGUAUUUGUCUCUCUUUCUCCUUACUUUCACCUUCAUUGUUUCGUGUGUUACUUAAUUGCCUUAUGGUAUCUGUGAUCCGUAAAAAAAGCACUGAGACCACAUAUCAUGAGCUAGUUGGAAUCCAUCGCAUAAAAUAAGCCCAUCUUAUAAGCUUAUCUCAUAUCUCCACCUCACACUGCCACGUCAUGACAGACAGCAUCUGAAACCAACCAAUCACAACGCGUCUCUACAGAUAGUAUGGAGGUUGCUUUUUAGAGCCAUGCACUGCGUUAUCUCAUUUUCUCCCUCUCACCACAUAAAACUAAUACACCUCACAAUUUCUCAAUCGACACAAAGAUAUCAAAAUAAAAAAAAAAGUAAAUCUAAGCCUCUAAUCUUCAUCAUGGCUUCAGUAACCUCAGCCACCGUCGCAAUCCCAUCGUUCACCGGUCUCAAAUCAACAAUCUCCAAACCCUCCGCCGUCGUUAGAAUCCCCACCAAGGCGGCAACAUCAUCAUCGAAGCUCACCGUUAAGUCAUCACUUAAGAGAUUCGGAGUCGCGGCCGUAGCGGCUGCAGCUUCCAUCGCUUUGGCUGGAAACGCCAUGGCGAUAGAUGUUCUCUUGGGAUCAGGAGAGGGAGCGUUAGCUUUCGUUCCCAACGAGUUCACAAUAGCGAAAGGGGAGAAGAUUGUGUUCAAGAACAAUGCUGGAUUCCCACACAAUGUUGUGUUCGAUGAGGAUGAGAUCCCAAGUGGUGUUGACGCGAGCAAGAUCUCCAUGGACGAGCAAGAUCUACUCAACGCUGCCGGAGAGACGUACGAGGUUGCCUUGACUGAGCCUGGGACCUACAGCUUCUAUUGUGCGCCGCAUCAGGGUGCUGGUAUGGUCGGUAAAGUCACCGUUAACUAAAUAAAAUGUGAGUGAAGUGAAAGAGUGUCUCUGAACCAAAGUAGAGGCUUUUCUGUCAGUCUUACAUAAAGGUGUUUUUGUAAUUCUAAAGAGUGUUGAAUCGAAUGGACCCCGUGAUUGUUAUAGUAUGACUGGUUGGUUCUAUAAAUGGUUUUUCUUGGUUUAUAAAUUA